AUGUUCGUACCGGCGCAUGCUCUCGGAGAGUCUGGCUUUAAGGUCACACCUGGAGCGAUGGCCCUGACCUGGGCGCCUGAUAUCGCACCGGUUGCUCAGCCCUUCAACGCCUUCAAUGCCACUCUCGAAGGCAGCUACAAAUUGAUGACCAAUGUCGGAACUUUCUACACGGCAGAUUCUAUUCACAACCUUGCCCUCCCCAAGUGUUACCUCGAAAAGGUAUCACAUGGAAACAUCGAGCUAGUUGUCCUUUCCCUCAAAGGAGGGUUCGAGCUCUUCAAGAACCUCAGCAGUCUCGACUCUUCAGUCGAGAAUCUGCGCGAGGAGCUCCAAGCAGCAGAGGCGACCUUCGAGGCGCUGGCCGAGGAGGUCCCCUCCAACCACACCGGUCUGCUCGAAGUGAACGCGAAGACCAUCCGCGAAAUCCACGCCGUCGUGCAUGUCGCGGUAGUCCAGGUGGAGUACAACCAGCUCAGCUUGGAGAUCGAAUGGAACGGCGUCAUGGCCACAUGCAAGGAGCGGCGAAAUGUGCUCGUGCGGCCAGCUACAGCUAGGCGACUUACGCUUGCACAUGCUUACGAGCGGCUCAUCGUCAUCUCCAGCUCGACGAAGGCAGCGACCGUGAAGAGCAAUGGGGAAGCGGCGAAGGUCCAUCCGGAUCAGCAGACGUUCGACAAGCUCCGCACUUUGGUCGACGAGGUGGAGAAAUUGUCCGGGACACGCUACCCCGCCGCGGCCAUGGGCUGA
Molecule: messenger RNA, 747 nt
Organism: Tilletiaria anomala UBC 951
Lineage: Eukaryota; Fungi; Basidiomycota; Exobasidiomycetes; Georgefischeriales; Tilletiariaceae
Exons: 5
Coding region: 1-747 (248 amino acids)
Source: RefSeq, a predicted model, not a curated record